Molecule: messenger RNA, 981 nt
Organism: Dovyalis caffra
Lineage: Eukaryota; Viridiplantae; Streptophyta; Magnoliopsida; Malpighiales; Salicaceae
Source: the annotation of a GenBank genome assembly
AUGGAUGGUAGAGGAGGGUGUUGUAUUGCAAGAUAUGCAGGAGGUGGAGGAGGAGCGUACGAUAUGGCGAAGGUGGACCGGAUAAUGUUAAGGUUCAGGCCAAUAGCGCCUAAACCAGCCACGGCCACCGCUGCUUCUUCUGUUUCAGGUGGUGGGUCGUCGCCAGAAGUGAGUGACGUCAGCCCUAGGUCUGGUAGAGGCAAGAGAAAGAACAACAAUACCAGUAGUGGUAAUAAUAGCAAGAAGUGUAAUAGUGGUGGUGGUAAUAGAAAAAGAAAGGCUUUAAGUGAAGAUAAUAAGGUGGUCGUGGUUGAUUCUGUUGUAACCUUGCCCCUCUUGCCUGAAACACCUGACCGGAGUGAUUUCCCGGCCAAAGAAACUAAGUCAGAAGUGGGUUUGGGUUCCGUUUCGCCUAAGCAAGUUAAAAGUAUGCCUACGUGGCUUAGUUUUGGUGGCAAUGUGAAAGAUCAUGAUGUUGGUCAUAAUCAGACGGUGGACUUUGGUGUGUCAGCAGAUCGGACGGCUGUGAUGCCACGACUGAUGAACAUAUUGGGGUCAUGUGUCACAGUUGAAUGCGUGACUGACACGUGGGUGGAUGUGGAUGUGUUAGGGCGUACAGAUGGGGAGAAGAGGGUUAAUCUGGAGAAGGACACGUGCCCGGGUUUUAUAUCUGACGGUUAUGGUAGGGUGACGUGGACAAAUGAGGCUUACAGGAAGAUGGUGGGCCAGGGGAAGGGAGGAGAUCAUCAGGUGUUUGUGUGGUUGGCGAUGAAGGAGAAAGUGCCAAUGGCGGUAACACUAGCAGGUCACAAGGCUUUUACGUGCAGGGUUAGGGUGCAGUACCAGAAGUACGACACGUUUGGGGCUAACGGGAAAGAGAAGAAUUCGAUGAUUACAGUGCCGUGUGAUGUGUGGAGAAUGGACGGUGGUAGUUUUGCAUGGAGAUUGGACGUCAAGGCUGCUCUUUGUUUGGGCCGGUAA